GUAUACUCUAACCUUCAAACACGAUGAUUCCAGCACAGAUAUUUCGCCUAAUUCACACAAACAGCCUGCUCUGGCAGGCCACAAACAAAUCUCUACUGGCUAAGCUGCGCAAGAAGACUGGCUAUACAUUUACGAACUGCAAAAAAGCCCUGGAGCUGCACGAGAAUGAUAUGGAUAAGGCUGAGAAGUGGCUGAAAGAACAGGCACAGCAAUAUGGCUGGACCCAGGCAGCUAAACUGCAGGGGCGCAAUACUAGCCAAGGACUGAUCACUGUAACGGUAGAUGGAAAUCAUGCUGCACUGGCUGAGAUUAAUUGCGAGACUGACUUCGUGGCGCGGAACAAGAAGUUCCACAAUCUCGCAGAGGCAGUGAUCUCCGCUGUAUUGAAUCAUGCAAAAUCCCAGGAUGUUCAGAACAAAGUACAAAGGACUAUUUUCCAUGCAGACAGUCUCAAAGACCUGCUAGCUGCGGAUGGCAAACCAUUGAAUGACCAUUCCGCCUUAACUAUUGGCAGCGUAGGUGAGAAUAUCAUUGUGAGGCGCGCUCUUGCCAUCAGCGUACAAUCGGACGUGACACUGUUCGGUUGCACACAUCCGGCGCCGAUGAACCCCAUACCUAUAUCUUUUGGCAAAUAUGGUGCUCUUGUAGCCAUUAGGUGUCAAAAAAAUGACAAUAUGCUGGGUACGCAGCUUUGCCAGCAUAUCAUUGGCAUGGAUCCGCAAAAGAUCGGUAAUCCACGAGUGGACGAGCCGCACAACAAUACGGACGAAGAACAGUGCAUGAUCUAUCAGGAAUUCUUGCUCGAUCCUAGUCUCUCUGUGCAACAAUUACUAACGGAAGCGCAUGCUGAAAUCGUCGACUUCGCGCGUUUCGAGAUCGGUGAGGAACUUGAUGAGCAGUCACCUCUAAAGAGUGCUCAGACUUGCGGCUGACGUCAAUUGCAAUGCCCAUAAAUAUCCGAUUGUUUCACAUUAUCAUUAAUAUUAAUUUUCACAACAAUAUUACUUUAGUUAUAAAAUUAAAGAA
Molecule: messenger RNA, 1026 nt
Organism: Cyphomyrmex costatus
Lineage: Eukaryota; Metazoa; Arthropoda; Insecta; Hymenoptera; Formicidae
Gene: mEFTs
Product: elongation factor Ts, mitochondrial
Exons: 4
Coding region: 24-932 (302 amino acids)
Biological process (GO): mitochondrial translational elongation
Molecular function (GO): translation elongation factor activity; protein binding
Source: RefSeq, a predicted model, not a curated record